AUGUGUCACUGCAAAUACACUUUACAGUACAUAAUAUAUUGCAGUAAGGCAGUUUGCGCCUGCACUGACAGUAUUCCUGAGCAAGCUGGAAAGAGCAGCGACGGUAGCGCCAGUGACCUGAUGAGUUGGGCAGUACCCACUACUAAUGUAAAUUACCGUAUGCGUAGGAUUCAAGAAAUGUUGGCGAGAAUACCAUACUUUUUUGGUAGUUUACUUGAUGACGAUGAUUUGCAGACACAACUAUUAGCUGAACCUGGUGAUACUUUCUUGAUAUCAUGCCCGAAGACGAAGAAUGCAAUUAAUCCUUCAUCAAAUUGGUAUUUAGUCGUUUUAGAACCGUCAGAAGUCAUUUUAAAAGUUAAGGUAGUUUAUCUUCAAAAAACCUUCAAAAUUUGGAGUGACAAAAGCAUGACAUUAUUCGGAUAUAUUCAAAACCGGCUUUUGAAACCUAUCGAACGACCGUGGCAUAUUCAUCCUCAGCAACUUAGCAAAAAAAUGGCGAUUGUACCACAGCACGCAUUUCCAAUAAACAAUGUAUUAUUUCCGCUGGGUAAGCUUUCUCAAAAAACUUUAAAUUUUGAUCUCAAACGAUGGAUACCUGUAAUGGAAUUGAGCAUCAUUGACUGCAGUCCUGACGAAGUUCAACUUCUGCUGACUGAGGCACACAAACUCCGACAGUUCGGCACAGUAAGGAUUUGGCGGUUAUGGGGCGUAUGUGAAUAUCCCAACCAAACCGUUUCCAUAAUUCUUGAAGACAUUAUUUAUGGUUCUGUUGCAGAGUUUAUUCGAACAAGCGCUCCACCACAAACUCAACUCAAUAAAUUUGGUCUACAAAUUGUGGAAGGUCUUCGAGAUCUUGAAAAGUUUGGCUUCAUCCAUCAUCGUUUAUCAAUCGAUAUUUGUUUAUUAACAUAUAAAUACAAUGUCAAAAUUGCUAUUUAUGGACUGACUUCUGGUGAAUUAUAUCCUAAAGUUAGUGACCUUGACGACGUUGAUCACUGCAGAUGGCUACCACCAGAAUGCUUACCAAUAAGCAAGCAUAAACCAGAGCCAUACACCACAUCUGGGAUGAUUUACUCCUUCGGUAUGAUACUUUGGUCAAUUUUCCACGGUGGAAUGCUGCCUUUCGAAGAUGAACCCGCGAAUAAUAUACAAAGUCGUAAAUAUCGCAUUGAGAAUCCUUUGUUUGUUGAGCCAGAAAUAGUUCCGAAUAAAAUUCGAGAUGUGAGUUUGAAAUCCAAAAAAGUGUCCAUUUCUUCCCAAAAGAAACAGACUCAUUUAAGAAUAUUAAUUACUCACUUUAUCGCUAUAAAUGUUUGCUUCGCCAAUCAAAAUUUAUCACAAUAAAU
Molecule: messenger RNA, 1349 nt
Organism: Thelazia callipaeda (thelaziosis nematode)
Lineage: Eukaryota; Metazoa; Nematoda; Chromadorea; Rhabditida; Thelaziidae
Source: the annotation of a GenBank genome assembly